GAGGUCUUGACCUUACGUGAAGAGUUUUUUUGCUUCACUGCUGGCGUGGUAAUUUUCUUGUGCAUUAUCUCUGACAAAAUUAUCCGAGGCUGAUUUCAGCUGGAGCGAUCCCUGCUUCUGCGACCCCGCCAUUGCAACGCAACGUUGCAAUGAAUGACACGUUAGAACGCUAAUUCGAGCCCGGUUUCACCUGAUAGCAGAAGUUUCAUUGUUGUUGGUGGAUGUAUUUGAGAAUGUCAAGAUACUUAAUGCUUUCCGUUAUAUCUCAAGCGCUCUCUGUUCGACGCUUUGUCAUCGAACAGCCAGGGUUCAAAUUCAGGACACACUGUGAAAUGGCAGAGGAGCAGGAGAUUUGGCUUAGCCAAGACGAGGAAAAUGGGUACUCGGACUCAGAUCAAGACUUUGCCUCUGCAGAUCCAGCGGCCUUCAAUCUAGCUUUAGUGAAUCAAGGUGGCCAAGAAGGAGGUAAGCUGGGUUUUAAAUGACAGUCAAUGAACCAGAGGAGCUUUAUAGCUGACCGCUUAAUCAGGUUAUCAUGUUCGUAACAAGGAAUAUAUGCUUCAGAGGAAGACGGUUUCCGUCAUAAGUGGCGGUUUUCGUAAAAAGAAAGACCGGCAUUUACUGUAGGUUGCGAGGCUAGGGCUAUGAUUCAUGGGCGUAUGAGCCCCAGCUCUGACAAGCCAGCCACUAUCCUGGUCUACGAGCUCAAGUUCCUUUCACGUCGCGGCACGCGCAUCAAGGACGCCGAUAUCCUCUUCGAGUUUCAGUUGACGUCAAAGAGGCAGAGUACCGUGGGUCCAACUGUUUUCGAAGUGCGACCGAACGGUCAGAGUAAGAUUGGGGAGACGAUUGAAAACCAAGCGUCAAAGUUAGGUCUCUCUUUCAACUUCGGGCCAUCCAUUCCCGGCGUCGAUGCCGGAAUCACUACCUCCUGGGAGCAGAACAUCAGUAAGGAUGUCAAAUUCCACACAACCGUAACAGGUGAUAAUCCUGCGGAUGAGGUGUGGGGAGAUAAGAACCUCUACUUCGAUGCAACAAACUUAAAAGGCAAAACUUCCAAAGAAAUUGCAGAUCUCGUCACCAUGCUUGCGAAUCCUGGAGGCUUUGAGGACACUCUAUCUUAUGUUAGCCUACCCGUUCUAAGCUACACAAAAGACCCGAUGAGUAGCUCGAGUCAGAGUUCCAGGAAUUACGAUACAAACGAGCGACGUCAGCAUAGUGUGAGUGGCUAGGACGACAAGACGACAGGUCGGAACUCCGUAAUUGCUGUGCUGGACAAGCUUGCCGAGUGUGGUGUCCGGAAGGUCAUCCGUCUAAUUGUCGAGGAGGACUUAAAGUCUCCUCACACCGAUGCCGCCAUUGAGAGGGCUGUACGUGGUAUAGACUCCAUGCAGCCAGAAUACGGGAGGGAGCACCCUGGGGUCGCCGUGGAAGUUUGGUAAGUGCAGUUUCUAGCGCAUGCUAGAGUGUACUAGCAACAUGAUGUCACACAGAGCUUAUUCAAUAUCUAUAGGGACUGGAAAAAGUGUGAUCUCAGCACUGACGUCAUCAGAUUUGCUUCACCAAAGGUCUCAGGUCAAUUUGUAUUGGACGGGCAACCAGGUCGUGUUGAAAGGCUGGGCGAGCAAAGAGGGUAUUCCACGCCUAUUCGUGGAUUCUGAGAAAUGUCUCAAGACUGUCAACAUCUUUUGGUCUCCUGUAAGUGCCGGCCUCUAAGCACAUCUAUAUGUUUAGAAAUUGGGAAUUGGGAAUUAGGAAUUAGGAAUGUAUUUUAUUAGAUAGGUAAGGUUACUUUAAGUAUAUAUAAAGUUAAUUAUUCUAUUUGCUUUCUUAUUUUGAAGAUCUCUUGUUUUGAGAGAUAGAAGAUAGAAGAUAGAAGAUGGAUUUGUUUUACUGCGGGAGUGGAAGGA
Molecule: messenger RNA, 1910 nt
Organism: Sclerotinia trifoliorum
Lineage: Eukaryota; Fungi; Ascomycota; Leotiomycetes; Helotiales; Sclerotiniaceae
Source: the annotation of a GenBank genome assembly